AUGCCAGCCGCCUCCGCCCCCGCUUGCAUCGUCGUCACGGGUAUCCAGGGAUGCGGCAAGACGACGAUGGUCAACGCGUUCGUCGAGUCCCUCCUCCCCGACUCCGCGCGCGACCCCCGCGCGCUCGAGGCCACGACCACGACGGACGUGCUCGAGACGUGUAGGCUCGAGGGACCCCCGCGCGCUCGAGGCUCGCCGGCCGCGCGCGUCGCCGGGUUCGCGCCGUCCCACGAGCAGAUCUCCGCGCAGGAACGAGACGCGAUGGUCGCGGACCCGCGCGGUCGCGCCGCCGCGGCGCGUCUCGCGCGGGGGGUGCUUCCCGUCGGGCUCACCACGAGGGUCACAACCCGCGUCGUGGCAGCGCCGAGAGACGCCGCGUUCGCCGCGCGCGUCUCCGUCACCUACGCCGCCGAGGCGGAGAUCCACUCGCUGCUCCAACGCGCGCGUCUGGCGCACGGGCAGUCCCGCGGGCCCCCGCUCAGCGUCAACGACGAAGACGCCGAAGCGACAGACGCCGACGCCUCGUCCGAGUCCUCGGCCGAGUCCUCCUCCUCCGGCGCCCCCCGCGUCGCACCGACGGCCAGCCUGACGACGCGAGACCUGCACCGAGUCGCCGCGGUGCUCGGCGUCCGCCCGAGGGACGUCCCGACCGCCCUUCGCGACGGGUCAAAGCCGUACCUCCCGACCCGCUUCGUCGCUCUCCUCGGUCGAACCCGAGUGUGCGAGUUUUUCGCGACUAAUAAGCAGACGGAGCGCCCGGCAAAGAAGAGGAAGCGGGGCAGGCCGCGCAAGAACGAAGAACGAGGAGGAGGUGAGACGCGCGACGUCGAGACGAGCACGGAUCUGACUCCGGCGGUGGUCGAUGCGGUUCGCGCGUACCUGUGCCGCGUGGCGCACGGCGAUUGGUCGCGUUGGGGUACCAUCGCCGGCGACGUCGUCGUCGAGCUGCCGAUGACGACGAAAGCGGGGAUCGAGAUCGCCGUAUACGACGUUCCCGGCGCGCCUCGCACCGGAUCGCCGUGGCAAAACGCCCACUCCCGCGCGCACCUCGUCCGCACGUUGGGCUCGCGUCCCCUGGACGCCCUCGUGUCCGUCUGCGACGGAAGCUUCGGUCCGUCUCGGGAGCUGAGGGGCGCGAUGCGGGAGAGCGGGGCGCUGGAUACGAUGGUCUCCGACGACGGCGGCGGCGUCCUCGUGCUGGCGUGGCCCCUGGAUAAGAUCGCGUCCCACGACCCGAGCGUGACGUUGGAUCCGAACGCGUACGCGGCGAUGCAGACGAAGCUCGCGGAGCGGGGCCAGGUGAGCGACGCGGGAGACGACGAUUCGGCGUCUGACCACAAUCGUGAUACUCACGACGAGGACGACGAGGACUCAGACGACUCAGACGACUCAGACGACGUGGAUUCCGGUUUGGACUCGGGUACGGCGCGUCGUCCUCGCCUCCUCUCCCGCGGUGGGUGUGACGAGAGUUGGACGCGGUGCCUCGCGCGCGCGGCGGGAAGGAACGGGGGCGUCGUGCGAGGCGCGAUGUCGUCGCAACCGGUGCACACCUUUUUCGGCGCAGUCGAACCCGAAGCGUCGUGCGGGUCGGGGUCGAGCACUCCGAAGCGCGGCGGGCGGGCGUUCAGGGAUUCGUUCGCGUCGUUGGCGGGGUACCUCGUGGAACGCGCGGGCGACGCGCUCGAGAGGCGGCGGCGGUCGUGCGACGAAGGCGACGAAGAUGAAGACGACGACGACGAGAGGCGGCGGUCAAAGGCAAAGGCAAAGGCAAAGGCGGCGGUCAUCGACGUCGCCCGCGGAAACGGGACGGGGAUCGACGACGCGGAGAACCCGUCGGCACCCCGCGCUCCUCCUCCCCCCCCUCCUUCCCUCCCUGCACCGCCGCCGCCGGCGACCGCGGCGUCCCGGUUGACGGCUCGCGAGCCGCUGCGCGACGUGUCCGCCGAGCGGGGGAGAAACGCCGAGUGCUCUUUAAAGCCGCCGGUUUUACUAAAGCCGCGACGAGGAGCCUCGGGCGCGCGGAGGAUGGGUCCCCUCGAGGCUGCCGCUCGACGCGCGGGGGGAACCGCGGCCGGCCGGGGGGCGCAGGCUCCUUCCGAGCGGAGGGUUCGGUUCACGAGCGGCGUGCUCGGAGGGACGAGCGCGGACGACGGGGGCGGGGAGGAGGUUGGAAAAGAGGUCGCGGUUGCGAAGGACGAACGCGCGGGGAACCGACCGCGGCAGGACCUUUUUUCAAGGGAUGCGCGCGUGGUGCCCUGGUGGGAGAGGAAGCUGUGA
This is a messenger RNA of Micromonas commoda, 2277 nucleotides long. RefSeq lists its product with no specific name. Lineage: Eukaryota; Viridiplantae; Chlorophyta; Mamiellophyceae; Mamiellales; Mamiellaceae. The transcript has a single exon. Bases 1 to 2277 code for a protein of 758 amino acids. The record is from RefSeq and is a predicted model, not a curated record.